AGCGGCGGCGGCGGCGGCGGAAGGGACUCGACGCCUUCGAGGGUGUUUGGUGAACCGAGUCCGGUCGGCCCGGAGGCUCGAGAAGAGAGACGGAGAGAAAGGAGCAACACUUGGCCGGAAGCCGAUGACGACGGCGCAGAGUCCCGAGAUGGCGACGUCAGCGUCGAUGGCGACAGCGACGGCGACGGCGAAGACGAUAGUGACGGUGGCCGAGUAAAGAAGAGGCAGGCCGCGGGGGUCGAGGGCGAAGUGGAGGCGGAGAUUGGGAAGAAGAGUCCGGACCGAGAGGACAAACGACCACGGGGGCAGACCGAGUCUGAGCCCGAGGGCUCGAGAGCCCGCAGUGACGCAAGACGAGUCGGCUCGCGACUCGACCGACUCGCCGUUGUCCCGAUCGGGCCGCAGGUGGCAAGUUGUCGCGAGCUGCUGCGAUUUCUGCCACCAGCCGAGCCGUCGUGCCUGACGACCGUCGAUGCCGGCCAAGCGGGACUCGGACUCGCGGCCUCAUCUGCGCCCGUCUGCCCGACCGUCUCAUCGCCGGCCGUGGCCGCCAGCGAACUGGCCCCGUCGGCCUGUCUGGCGGCGUUGGCCAUGCACUCCGCGAGUGAAGCGGUAUCCACGCGACUACAACCUUCCGAGCACUGUUUGAUCCGAUGCAAAGACCCAGUUCUAUCAGUCGACCCUACGCAAACCUCAUGUGAUAUACUUGCCAAUGCGAUGGCCAAUGAGAAGGCAAAACAGAACAGACGGACGUCGUCCUAA
This is a messenger RNA of Protopolystoma xenopodis, 762 nucleotides long. Lineage: Eukaryota; Metazoa; Platyhelminthes; Monogenea; Polystomatidea; Polystomatidae. The record is from the annotation of a GenBank genome assembly.